Corylus avellana is the source of this 9622-nucleotide messenger RNA. Its product is annotated as WD-40 repeat family protein / beige-like protein. NCBI's taxonomy places the organism in Eukaryota, Viridiplantae, Streptophyta, Magnoliopsida, Fagales, Betulaceae. Gene Ontology annotation, molecular function: protein binding. The record is from RefSeq and is a predicted model, not a curated record.
UAUUUUAGUUGCUAAAUCCACCACUCUCAUUCCCUCUCGCGCCCAAUUCGCCUUCUCUUUCUCCCUCCGAAUCCAUUUCUGAAGCUCUCUCUCUCUCUCUCUCUCUCUGUUCCUUCACCGUGCCGAUAAUUUUAUUUUCCAAUUUCAAUCAAAUUCUCGCUGCGAAUCAAAGACAGACACGAACCGGACUUGAAUUUUUGGGAUCCAGUUUUUCAAAGCUACGAAUUUGAUCCCUCCUUUCUGGUAGCUUGACAUGUAUAUAGUGUGAAUGAGUAUUUGUUAGAUUUAUGAAGCAAUAUUAAUAUGGAAGAAGAAGAAGAAACACAAAAAGUCACGGAAGUUUCUGAGAUGGAUCCAGAUAGUCAUGAAGUAACCAGUGGUGUACAGGAUAGUGUAGGAUCUUCUUACCAUGAAAAUCGCGAUACUACCAAUGGAAUUGGUGCAGAGAUUGAAGAUAAAAAUGUAGGUUUUCUAGGAGUUGAUUAUGUGACUACAGUUGUGGAUGAAGAACAGUUUGAGCAGGUAUCUUUGAAAGAUCAAGAGAAGUUGGCUGGUGAAUCUCAAGGUGGUAAUCUGGAUUCAAAGUACUCUCCAAAUUCAGAUCAUGUAAGACACUCAUCCAAUCAGUUUGAAGAUGCUUCUCAAUUAUCUGGCACAUUUGUGGCAGAAAUUGAUUCUUCUGCAGUUGCUGAGAUGAAGCAUGAUCACCCUCUAUCAGGCCCUGGGCAAGAGAGACAAUUAGGUCAUACCAUCAAGCAAUCUUCCUCGUCGACCACUCUUGAUUCUGCUGCAUAUUCUCCCAUUGGUUCACCACCAAAGCCUAGGCCAAAAGCUGUUAUGCCGAAUGUGUCUCCAGAGUUGUUGCAUUUAGUGGAUUCUGCAAUUAUGGGGAAGCCUGAAAGUUUGGACAAACUAAAGAAUAUUGUGAGUGGUGAGGAUAAUUUUGGAAGUGGGGAUGAAAUGGACAGCGUUGCAUUCUUGGUAGUUGAUUCACUUCUUGCGACAAUGGGUGGUGUUGAAAGUUUUGAAGAGGAUGAGGAUAACAAUCCUCCUAGUGUUAUGCUAAACUCCCGGGCUGCCAUAGUGGCGGGCGAGCUUAUUCCUUGGCUUCCAUGGGUAGGUGAUUCUGAGGUUAUCUUGUCACCUAGGACACGUAUGGUUAGGGGAUUGCUUGCUAUAUUACGAGCUUGCACGAGAAAUAGAGCAAUGUGCUCAUUGGCUGGUUUGUUAGGAGCUCUUUUAAACUCGGCAGAGAAGAUUUUUGUUCAGGAAGUUGGUUCGACAGAGCAAAUGAGAUGGGAUGGAACUCCUUUAUGCUACUGCAUCCAAUACUUAGCUGGGCAUUCACUCAGUGUUGUUGAUUUGCAUAGAUGGUUUCAAGUCAUUACAAGAACGCUUACCACUGUAUGGUCGACUCGCUUAAUGCUUGCCUUGGAGAAAGCAAUGCGUGGAAAGGAGUCAAAGGGACCAGCACGUACAUUUGAGUUUGAUGGUGAAAGCUCUGGUUUGCUUGGGCCUGGUGAGAGUCGUUGGCCAUUUACUAAUGGUUAUGCAUUUGCAACGUGGAUCUAUAUUGAAUCAUUUGCAGACACAUUAAAUACAGCCACUGCUGCUGCUGCAAUUGCUGCUGCUGCAGCGGCCAAGUCUGGAAAAUCAUCAGCUAUGUCAGCAGCUGCUGCUGCCAGUGCACUUGCUGGUGAAGGCACAGCACACAUGCCGCGGCUAUUCAGUUUCUUAUCUGCUGAUAAUCAUGGGAUAGAGGCGUACUUUCAUGCACAGUUUUUAGUGGUUGAAAGUGGUAGUGGAAAGGGAAAGAAGGCUUCUUUGCAUUUUACUCAUGCAUUUAAGCCGCAAUGCUGGUAUUUUGUUGGUCUGGAGCAUACUUGCAAGCAAGGGCUGCUUGGGAAAUCAGAGAGUGAACUCAGAUUGUAUAUUGAUGGAUCCUUGUACGAAAGUCGUCCUUUUGAGUUCCCUCGGAUCUCCAAGCCACUUGCAUUUUGUUGUAUUGGGACAAAUCCUCCUCCUACAAUAGCUGGUUUACAACGUCGGCGUCGUCAGUGCCCUUUAUUUUCUGAGAUGGGGCCUAUUUAUAUCUUUAAGGAACCAAUUGGUCCAGAAAGGAUGGCACGGUUGGCUUCUAGAGGAGGAGAUGUGCUGCCUUCUUUUGGUAUUGGUGCAGGACUACCAUGGUUAGCGACAAAUGAUCAUGUCCAAAGUAUGGCAGAGGAAAGUUCUCUUUUGGAUGCAGAAAUUGGUGGAUGCAUUCACCUUCUCUAUCACCCCAGUUUGCUUAGUGGGAGAUUCUGUCCAGAUGCUUCUCCUUCGGGUGCCGCAGGCAUGCUCCGACGACCAGCUGAGGUUCUUGGGCAAGUCCAUGUUGCUACAAGGAUGCGACCAGUGGAGGCUUUGUGGGCCUUGUCCUAUGGCGGUCCCAUGUCUUUGCUUCCUCUAGCAAUAAGCAAUGUUGAUAAAGAUAGCUUAGAUCCACAGCCAGGGAAUCUUCCUUUAUCAUUGGCCACUGCCACUCUUGCUGCCCCAAUAUUCCGAAUUAUUUCUAUGGCUAUCCAACAUCCUUGGAACAAUGAAGAGCUGUGCCGUACCAGAGGGCCUGAGAUUCUGUCAAGAAUCUUAAAUUACCUUUUGCAAACUUUGUCUUUUCUUGAAGCUGGAAAGAGUGAUGGUGUUGGAAAUGAGGAACUUGUUGCAGCCAUUGUCUCUCUUUGUCAAUCUCAAAAGACUAAUCAUGCCCUCAAAGUGCAGCUUUUUGGCACGCUGCUAUUGGAUCUGAAAAUUUGGAGCCUAUGCAACUAUGGACUACAAAAGAAGCUUCUGUCAUCACUGGCAGACAUGGUUUUCACAGAGUCAUCAGUAAUGCGAGAUGCAAAUGCCAUUCAGAUGCUUCUUGACGGCUGCAGAAGAUGCUAUUGGACAAUUCGUGAGAAGGACUCAGUAAAUACUUUUUCUCUAAAUGAGGCAACACGUCCAGUUGGUGAAGUGAAUGCUUUGGUUGACGAACUCCUGGUGAUUAUUGAACUUCUAGUAGGAGCAGCACCUCCUUCUUUGGCUUCAUAUGAUGUCCGUUGUUUGCUAGGGUUCAUGGUUGACUGCCCACAACCCAAUCAGGUUGCAAGGGUGUUGCAUCUGAUUUAUCGGUUGGUAGUACAGCCGAAUACAUCUAGAGCUCAAAUGUUUGCAGAGGCAUUCCUAGCAUGUGGUGGGAUAGAGACACUUCUUGUUCUGCUGCAACGGGAAGCUAAAGCCGGUGACUAUAGUGUUCCUGAAAUUGUGACUGAGAGUGAUGAAAAUUUGUCAGUCCAGAUACCUGAAGUAGAUUGUGGUAGUGGAGUUCCUGAGAGAAGUUGUGAUGAUGUGGCAUCCGUGGAGGAAAAAGAAUCUGUUUCGCAUGAGAAAGAUUUUGAUUCUCAUCCCCUUGAAAGUGGUACCAGUCCUGUUGCCUUUUCCCCCAGUGUGAAAAUCGAAAGGAUAGCAUCUGCUUCUGAGAAUCCUUUAAUUAAGAACUUGGGUGGUAUAAAUCUAUCGAUUAGUGCUGACAAUGCGAGAAAUAAUGUUUACAACAGUGACAAAAGUGAUGGGAUUGUUGUUGGGAUCAUAGGGCUCUUAGGUGCUUUAGUAGCAUCGGGGCAUUUGAAAGUUGGUUCAGGUGCUUCUUCGGAUAUGACAAGCAACAUUUUCGGUAGUGGGCUGCAUGACGGAGGUGGUACUAUGUUUGAUGAUAAAGUUUCUCUUCUACUUUAUGCUUUGCAGAAGGCUUUCCAAGCAGCACCGAAUCGGCUCAUGACUGGCAAUUUAUACACAGCUUUACUUGGGGCUUCGAUUAAUGCUUCUUCGACUGAUGAUGUGCUGAACUUUUAUGAUUCUGGUCAUCGCUUUGAACAUUCGCAACUUUUGUUGGUUCUUUUGCGUUCACUUCCAUAUGCAUCUAGGAGCUUGCAAAGUCGAGCUCUACAGGAUCUUCUGUUUUUGGCUUGCAGUCAUCCAGAAAAUAGAAGCAGUCUGACAAAAAUGGAGGAAUGGCCUGAAUGGAUUCUGGAAAUUCUUAUCUCUAACUAUGAGAUGGGUGCAAGCAAAAACUCUAAUUCUACAAGCUUUGGAGACAUAGAGGACCUCAUACAUAGCUUCCUGAUUAUCAUGUUAGAGCACUCAAUGCGCCACAAGGAUGGAUGGAAGGAUAUUGAAGCUACAAUUCAUUGUGCAGAAUGGCUUUCUAUUGUGGGUGGAUCUAGCACGGGAGACCAGCGGAUCAGACGCGAAGAAUCGUUGCCUAUAUUCAAAAGAAGGCUCUUGGGUGGCUUGCUUGACUUUGCUGCAAGAGAAUUGCAGGUUCAGCAGACUCAAGUUAUUGCUGCAGCUGCUGCUGGUGUUGCGGCUGAGGGGUUAUCACCAAGAGAUUCUAGAGCAGAAGCAGAGAAUGCUGCUCAGCUUUCUGUGGCUCUGGUUGAGAAUGCAAUUGUUAUACUAAUGCUUGUUGAGGAUCAUUUACGGUUACAGAGCAAACUCUCCUGGGCUUCCUGUACUACAGAUGGUUCUGCAUCUCCCCUCUCUCGUGUGUCUCCUUUGAAUAACCGCUCAAAUUCAUCAACUACAGCUGGCAGAGAAUCAUUAGAAGCUCUGGGUGAUCGCAGAUUAUCAUCGAGUGAUACUGGGGGACUCCCUCUUGAUGUCCUUGCAUCGAUGGCUGGUGGAAAUGGGCAAAUUCCUGCAUUAGUGAUGGAACGCCUUACUGCAGCAGCAGCGGCUGAGCCCUAUGAAUCUGUUGCCUGUGCAUUUGUGUCAUAUGGGAGUUGUGCUAUGGAUAUAGCUGAGGGUUGGAAAUAUAGGAGCCGAUUAUGGUAUGGUGUUGGUCUUCCUGCCAAAACAGCCAUCUUUGGUGGUGGUGGCAGUGGCUGGGAAUCUUGGAAGUCUGCUUUGGAAAAAGAUGCAAAUGGAAACUGGAUUGAACUUCCUCUUGUAAAGAAGUCUGUUGCAAUGCUCCAAGCUUUAUUGUUAGAUGAAUCUGGACUUGGUGGUGGUCUUGGUAUUGGUGGGGGAUCUGGUACUGGCAUGGGAGGAAUGGCAGCACUGUACCAGUUGUUGGACAGUGACCAACCAUUCUUAUGCAUGCUCCGGAUGGUGCUUCUUUCCAUGAGGGAAGAAGAUGAUGGUGAAGACACUAUGCUUAUAAGGAAUGUAACUGUAGAGGAAGGCAUGCCAGAAGGACGGAAACCGCGCUCAGCUUUGUUGUGGAGUGUGCUUUCGCCUGUCCUAAACAUGCCAAUUUCAGAUUCCAAGAGACAGAGAGUUUUGGUAGCAUCUUGUGUUCUUUAUUCUGAGGUAUGGCAUGCUGUUGGCAGGGACAGAAAGCCUCUUCGCCGGCAGUACCUUGAGUCCAUUUUACCACCAUAUGUUGCUGUUCUGAGGAGGUGGCGGCCACUUUUGGCUGGUAUUCAUGAACUUGCUACUGCUGAUGGUUUGAAUCCUCUUAUUGUUGAUGACCGUGCGUUAGCUGCUGAUGCCCUACCAAUCGAGGCUGCUCUUGCCAUGAUAUCUCCAGCUUGGGCUGCUGCUUUUGCAUCACCACCUGCUGCAAUGGCAUUGGCAAUGAUUGCAGCUGGUGCUUCUGGUGGUGAAUCCCCAGUUCCUGCAACACCUACACAUCUUAGGCGUGACACCUCGUUGCUUGAGAGGAAAACAGCUAGGCUUCAUACAUUUUCGAGCUUUCAAAAACCUUUGGAGGUGCUUAACAAAGAACCAGCUCUUCCCAAGGACAAAGCUGCUGCAAAAGCUGCUGCCUUGGCAGCUGCCCGUGAUCUUGAACGCAAUGCAAAGAUUGGUUCUGGAAGGGGCCUCAGUGCUGUGGCAAUGGCCACUUCUGCACAACGGAGGAAUGGUAGUGACAUGGAACGCGUGAAGAGAUGGAAUGUAUCGGAAGCCAUGGGAGUUGCCUGGAUGGAAUGUUUGCAACCAGUUGAUACAAGAUCGGUUUACGGGAAAGAUUUUAAUGCUCUUUCCUACAAAUACAUUGCUGUCCUUGUUGCAAGCUUUGCUCUGGCAAGGAACAUGCAACGAUCAGAGAUUGACAGGCGUACUCAAGUUGAUGUGAUAGCUCGUCAUCAUUUAUCCACUGGAAUUCGUGCAUGGCGCAAACUCAUCCAUUGCUUGAUAGAGAUGAAAUGUCUCUUUGGGCCAUUUGGUGACCAUUUAUGCAACCCUGCACGUGUUUUUUGGAAGCUAGACUUAAUGGAAAGUUCUUCAAGGAUGAGACUUUGUUUGAGGAGGAACUAUAGAGGGUCUGAUCACCUUGGUGCUGCUGCCAAUUACGAUGAUCAUAUUGAGACGAAACAGAAUCAAGAGAAUGUCAUAAAUUCGUCAAAUGCUCCUAUUCUAGCAGCAGAAGCCAUCUCGGUGGAGCUAGUCAAUGAAGAAGAUGAGCAAGUGGAAAUAGACAAUUUGGAUGUCAGAGCCCAUGAAACAGAAGGAAAUGCUGAUAAUCAGCCAAGGCCAUCUGGAACAACUGAGCAAGCCCUGCAGGCAUCCCUGAAAAGUGAUAAUCAACUGGCUGGUGAUCAAGACUUGGUCCAAAGUUCAUCACCAGUUGCACCUGGGUAUGUUCCGAGUGAACUUGAUGAAAGAAUAGUUCUUGAGCUUCCUUCAUCAAUGGUUCGGCCACUGAGGGUUAUAAGAGGAACCUUUCAAGUAACAAAUAGGAGAAUAAAUUUUAUAGUUGAUAAUAGGGAUAGUAACAUUGCAGCAGACGAGUUGGAAUGUAGUUCUGAAUUGAGAGACCAAGAAAAGGAUCACAGCUGGUUGAUGUCUUCUCUUCAUCAAAUAUAUAGCCGAAGGUAUCUCCUGAGGAGGAGUGCUUUGGAACUGUUUAUGGUCGACUGCUCAAAUUUCUUCUUUGAUUUUGGGAGUGUUGAGGGGCGAAGAAAUGCAUAUCGAGCUAUUGUUCAAGCACGUCCUCCUCAUUUGAACAAUAUAUAUUUGGCGACUCAGAGACCUGAUCAACUCCUGAAGAGAACUCAGCUUAUGGAACGAUGGGCGAGGUGGGAGAUCAGCAAUUUUGAAUAUCUAAUGCAGCUAAAUACACUGGCUGGGCGUAGUUAUAAUGACAUCACUCAGUAUCCAGUAUUUCCAUGGAUUCUUUCUGACUACUGUUCAAAGAGUUUGGAUCUUGCCGAUCCUUCUUCUUAUAGAGAUCUUUCAAAGCCUGUUGGUGCAUUGAAUCCUGAUCGUCUUAAAAAAUUCCAAGAGAGAUAUUCUAGCUUUGAGGAUCCCAUCAUCCCCAAAUUCCACUAUGGUUCACACUACUCAAGUGCUGGAACAGUUUUAUAUUACCUUGUUAGGGUUGAACCAUUUACAACUCUUUCGAUUCAAUUGCAAGGUGGCAAAUUCGAUCAUGCAGAUCGGAUGUUUUCAGAUAUUGCAUCUACUUGGAAUGGAGUUCUUGAGGACAUGAGUGAUGUGAAGGAAUUGGUUCCUGAGCUGUUUUACCUCCCUGAGAUCUUAACCAAUGAGAACUCGAUUGAUUUUGGUACAACACAGUUAGGUGGAAAGCUUGAUGCUGUCGAACUUCCUCCUUGGGCUGAAAACCCAAUUGAUUUCAUUCAUAAGCAUCGGAAGGCUCUUGAGAGCGAGCAUGUAUCUGCCCAUUUGCAUGAGUGGAUCGAUCUUGUUUUUGGGUAUAAGCAACGAGGCAAAGAAGCUAUAUUGGAAAAUAAUGUGUUCUUUUACAUCACCUACGAAGGGACAGUUGAUAUUGAUAAGAUCUUGGACCCAGGACAACAGCGUGCUACACAAGACCAGAUCGCGUACUUUGGACAAACCCCAUCCCAACUUCUGACUGUCCCUCACUUGAAGAAGAUGCCAUUAGCUGAUGUUCUUCAUUUGCAGACCAUCUUUCGCAAUCCAAAAGAAGUUAGACCAUAUGCUGUUCCAGGGCCUGAUCGCUGCAAUCUACCUGCAGCUGCUAUUCAUGCUUCUUCAGAUACUGUUGUAAUUGUUGAUAUAAAUGCACCAGCAGCUCAUGUUGCACAGCACAAGUGGCAGCCCAACACACCUGAUGGCCAGGGUACACCAUUCCUGUUUCAACAUGGAAGGGCCUCAACAAGCUCCACUGGUGGAACACUUAUGCGCAUGUUCAAAGGACCGGCUGGAUCUGGUACUGAUGAAUGGCACUUUCCCCAAGCUCUAGCAUUUGGUACAUCUGGGAUCAGAAGCUCGGCUAUAGUUUCAAUUACAUGUGACAAAGAAAUUAUCACUGGUGGACACAUGGAUAAUAGUAUCAAGCUAAUAUCAUCAGAUGGAGCAAGAACCUUAGAAACAGCCCAUGGGCAUUGUGCUCCAGUCACUUGCCUUGGUCUCUCACCUGAUAGCAACUACCUUGUAACGGGAUCGAAGGACACGACAGUACUACUUUGGAGAAUACAUAGAGCAUUUACUUCUCACUCAGGCAAAGUAUCAGAGCCUUCCACUGGGACAGGCACAUCAACUUCAACCAGCAGUACUACUCUAUCAAACAUAUUGGCUGACAAAAGCAGGAAGCGCCGUAUUGAAGGUCCCCUACAUGUUCUUCGGGGCCACCAGAGGGAAAUACUCUGUUGUUGUGUCAGCUCUGAUCUUGGAGUUGUUGUUUCAUGCUCCCCUUCUUCGGAUGUUCUCCUGCAUUCCAUAAGAAGGGGCCGCUUGAUGAGAAGGCUGGCUGGCGUGGAGGCUGAUGCUGUCUGCCUUUCAUCUCAGGGGGUUGUAAUGACUUGGAAUAAAUCACAACAAACUCUCAGUACGUUCUCUCUUAAUGGCACUCCAAUUUCCAGGGCACAACUUCCUUUCUCUGGCAGCAUCAGUUGCAUGGAAAUAUCUGUAGAUGGGGAGAGUGCUUUGAUGGGAUUAAACUCAUGUUUGGAAAAUGAUAGCGGGGGUUUGAAGUUAAAGAAGCGAGGCACUGAAGAUCUUGAUCUGGAAUCAGAUGGAACUAAGAAAAUCAACAGAUUGGAUAUUCCAUCACCUUCAAUUUGCUUCCUGGAUCUGCAUACUCUUCAGGUAUUUCAUACAUUGAAGCUGGGAGAAGGGCAAGAUAUUACAGCUCUGGCUCUGAACAAGGAUAACACAAAUCUGUUGGUGUCAACUGCAGAUAAACAGUUGAUCAUAUUCACUGACCCAGCUCUAAGUUUGAAAGUGGUGGAUCAGAUGCUCAAGCUUGGCUGGGAAGGCGAUGGGCUCAGCCCUCUCAUAAAGUCGUAGCUUAGGCCAUUGAAUUUUAGUUUACCGGAGAAGAAACACAGAAUACAUUGAUAUCAUUAUACCACCUGGACAGAUACUGCAAGGGAAUUUUGGCUGCCCUAUUUGAAAUCAAGUCAAUUUUGUGACUUGUGGUUUGAAGACGUCUGUGGGUGUAACAUAAUUAAUAAUCUAGCAGAGCAAUCAUAUAUACAUAUAUAUAUAUAUAUAUAUGUCCAUAGAGUGCCAGGUUGUUAGACUUACUGUUAGGCAAUUUUUGUUUUUUGGUUUUUCAUUCAAUUGAGUUGUAAUGACGCCGUCAUUGAGAUUGAUGAGCUCUUCAUUUUUGUCCAUCAAUUUUUUUGAUAGAAAAUUAAAUGAAAUUAUAGUAAUAUGAGUUCUUGUAUUC